Molecule: messenger RNA, 2897 nt
Organism: Columba livia (rock pigeon)
Lineage: Eukaryota; Metazoa; Chordata; Aves; Columbiformes; Columbidae
Gene: MAD2L1BP
Product: MAD2L1 binding protein
Exons: 2
Coding region: 114-995 (293 amino acids)
Biological process (GO): regulation of exit from mitosis
Cellular component (GO): nucleus
Source: RefSeq, a predicted model, not a curated record
GGGCGGGGCAGGGCAGGGCAGGGCGAACCGCCGGGCGGACAUCCCGCUCCCCAUCACCAAGCACGGCGCCUGCGCCGCCGGAAGCCGCGCCGCACAGGCCCACCACCACUCCCAUGCUGCCCCGCGGCGGCCAUUCAAAUCCCAGCCGGUCGCCUACCGUUGGCCGGAAAAUGGCGGCUCUCGGAGUUACGGUGGUUCCUGCUCCCACCCGAGCGGCCUCUCCCGCGUCCCCGCUCCUCAUAGUUGAGGCGCCGCCAGCUCUCGAUCGCGGUGGCGGGAUGAGGCCCCGGCGGAGCGGGCCGGCGGCGGCCUGCCCCUCGGUGUCCGUGGUGUUCCCGGGCGCCGUCAGCCGGGAGAGCUGCUGCCGCUUCGCCUGCGAGCUCCUCAAGCACGUUCUGCACCAGCGGCACCAGCUCCCGCUGCCCUACGAGCAGCUCGUCUACUUCUGCCGGCGGGCGGCGCAGGGUGGUGAUGUGAUUAAGAAGUCAUCCUCUGUGGACCUGGCAAGCAAGAAGUGCCAGAAGAUGCUGAUGGAUCUGGAAGGAGUGCUCCAGAACUUGGAAGUAAUGUUUAGUUUGACGCUGGUUCCUCGGGUUCUUAUUCUACUUGGAGGCAAUGUCAUGAGCCCCAAGGAGCUCUAUGAGCUCAACUUGGAGGGUAUUUAUGAGGGCAGUACUGAGGAGAGCCUGAAAACUGCAUCCUGUGUUCGCAAGCUUUUUCACUCGCUCUUCGUUGCGGAUGUCUUCAGUGAACUUAAGGCUCUCCCUGUCACAGACACUGUUGUGAUGCUCCAAGGACACCGUGAUUGUGGUGUUGAUUGGUUCCGGCCCAAGCUCAACUAUAAAGUGCCGACCCGAGGAAGGAAACUAACUGUUAACUUGUCCUGUGAUGGAGACAUCAACCUAAGUGCCUCGCCUCCUCAGCCUGCAACUUCUGCUUGGGAGGACUACGUCUGGUUUCAAGCACCAGUCACACUCAAAGGCUUUCAUGAAUGACCUGUGCUCUGUAGAACUUUAAUGGAAUAUUGAAUAACCUUUGGUGCUGCUUUAAGUCAUAAUAACUUUAUCAAAUGUAACUGCAUAUUCUUUUCUAUCUGGAUGUCUUCAGGGCAUCUGCUGCCUUCCCAUAGCUCAACUAUGUUCAUCUCUCUUCAUCUCCUCAGUCGUUGAAAGCAAAUACCCUUUGAGACACAGUUGCACACAGACACAGUGAUUCUUUAGGGACCAGAGUUGUGGCACAGGGGAUGAAUUAGUGUGGUGGGAGUAAAGCUUUCCUGCCAUAUACUCACUGAACUGGCAAAUACUGGGUAUGCUCUUCUCUCUCCUGAGUUUUAAUGUGGCCACUUAUUUGCUAAUCAUUACUAGUAUUGGCUGCUUGUUUGGGACUCUAGAUAAUUUAUGUGAUUAUUAAUAAGCUUGGCCUUCACUAUAAAGGACAUAACCAUUCUUACCUACCCUUUUCCUGUGAAAGGAGACCUUUCCCUGCAGUCUGAUCAGGCUUGAGUAUUCAAGUGUUUGCCUGUCUAUUUGAUAACAUUAGACUUCCCCAUAACUCAGUUUCAGUCACUUAAUAAUCCAAAGAGUGGGACCUCUCAGCAGCUGGGAGGCCUUGUACCCAGAACUGUCUUGUAGUGGUGAUGAAAAGAGGUUGAGCAGCCCUGCAGAGGCAGGGCAGCACUUCCUCCUAUUUUCCUUUUUCACUAACAUCUAGUCCAACAGCCCUGACAAUCAGAUAUACAGUUAAAAUGAAAAAUAAGAGUUUCUGCUCUAACCCUCUUCAGAGGAAGUUAGGACUUCUGCCCCAAUAUGCUAGCUUACUCUCACUUAAAACAACAACAAAGUUUCAUUCUUGCUUGCUUUUACCUCUUAGAAGUCUUAGGGUCUUAGACUCUAAAUAUUUCUGAAAUGUGAAGAAGAGGUGAGGGGAGUGUGUUCAAGUUCAGCACUAUCUCUACCUGUCAAAUUCCUGUUCUCAGUCAGAAUGUACUACUUGAAAGCAGAACUUGAGCCCUUUCUUCUGGCCUGGUGUCUACUGCGGAAUGGGAGAGGGAAGGAGGGAGAGACGCCCUUAGAGUGCAGUGUGUCACAUAGCUGCUGUACUUGUCUUCAGUCAGCUGGGUAUGUGUCUGUAAUGCAAGGAGCUUAAUGCCUCCAAAUAGCUCUAUUCCGCUUGAAGAGAAACUUGAGCCUACCAGUGGUGAGGUUGCUUGCAGUUUCUUGAUAGCAAAAAUUGCAUGAUGGGGUGGUAAAAAUCUUUUGAAAGAUGGGUCAAAGAUUGAAUUAACCCUCUACACUUGGUGUGUAUUUUAACUUUGUGUUGGAAUGGAAUGGUGUUAUAGAACUACGAGGAAAUUGAUAUUUUUGAGCUUGAAGAACACUAGGAGUGCUGUCUCUGCCUCAUUAUCCGUUAACAACUGUUUACAAUGUGUAGUAACUGCUAAAGGUAGCUCUAGGGGGGAAGAACUGCUAGAAUGAAGAAAGCUGCCUUGGGUGCAGCUGCCCACUUGAAUAUGUAAUCACAGCUCCAUUGAAUGAAGUAUAACUUGAACGUAGGAGUGUUUGUACUCAGGAGAUCAAAUCCCUUUACACUUCCACCAAAGGUGCUUGUAAUGCAUAUUUAAAAAUGCUGGCAGCCAAGUAUUUAAAGAAGCUUUUGAACAGAAGCCUUAGUUCUGAGGAACAGGGGGGCAAUUACUUUCUACUCUCUUCCCCAAAUGAGUGCAAUGUUACUGCAUUAAACUGUUUACACAUUCUGUUAUACUUGAACUAUGAAUGCAGCAAUGAUAUGGUGCCGGGAAUGAAAGAAGACAAGAUGCCUCUUAUUUUUUCUUUAGAGCUUAAUUAACAAGUUUAGUACUAUAAUCAUUAUCAAAAUAAAAUGCUGGCUUUUGUAUGUGA